GACUGAUUAUUGUGACUAGAAACAAAGCACAUUCAACAUGAAAUUAUUUUUACAAUUCCAUUUUUAAAUUUGGCUCAAUUUCUAUUUGAUUUUUUAUACAUAUUGAAUAAGUGUUGAAAACCGGGAGUUAAUUUUAAGUGAUCAGCUUGUAUUUUCUGUAAAUAAAUCACAGAAAACUGAAGACGCAUCCGCGAGUGAUAAUCAAAACAGAGGUAAAAGGUGCACAAUUUUUGCUUUACAUAAUAGUUGAAUCUUCACUUGGUGGUCGUUAAACCAAGAAGAAGAGGAAGAAGAAAAAUAUGUUGCAUUUAUAGUGUAAAGUUUCCUUCCUUUUAAUGAUAAAAAACACAAAAUCAAUCGACAAGUUAAAAAUAGACAAAAAAAAAACAAAUUUUCUACCAUUUCCAGCGAAACGUAAUUUAACAAAUACAAUUUUCAAAACAUGUAAUGGUCUCCCAUUUCGUUAGCACCCAACAAUUUCGAUGCCAUCGCUAAUAAGCACUUGUCAAACAAAAAUAAAGUAAAAUGCAAAAAGAAUGUGACCAUUCGUCGUAAAAUGCCAUUCAGGGGUGUCCAUUUUCACACCCGUCCACCAUGCUAUUUUCUACCAUUCGACGACCCUCUAUUAACGUGUAAUGAAAAUGUCAAUCGUGCGCGAAAAAGUCGCACCAACUGUGAACAAGCGAAACCCUAGGUCGGUCCCAUUACAAUCGUACCGCGUUGUUGAUUUUGGGUUCAGUUUGGUCCUGUCUCACACUUUGCUAAGAGCCAUGAGCUGUGUGGAAGAUUUUCUCGAUGCACAAAUGUGGUAUCUACGGUACUGUGGUGUGUUUCGGGUGAAAAGUCCACUCGGUGGCAUACGGCUGAGCAUUUGUCUCGGUGUGCUCGUCGUGUUUAUGGUGCUGCAAUCGAUCUACAUCUUCCAGCACGUGAACCAUUUCGCGAUGAUCUGCGAUGCCAUACCGACGCUCGUCGUCUGCAUGGUAGCGAUUUCGAAGUUCUACAUCUUCGUGUUCCACCCGGCGGCCAUGUUCGCGCUGAUUGAUUCGUUCAAAGCGCUGCAACGGCGUGCGACCGCGGAAGAUUUGCUGCUCUUUCGCCGCAGCGGAGCGUUCCAUGCGAAGCUGACGAAACUCUACAUGACAUCGGCACUGAUUGUCGGAUGGUUCUACAUACUGAGCGCUGUCGUUACCGGCAUUACACGUUCGAUGUCGGACGGUCGGGUACAGUUUGUCGCACCGAUGGCGUACGUACGGGGAGCACGCGGAAACGAAACUCUCCAAACAUCCGGAACAAAUUUUGCCGAUGAUUUUGUCGAGUGAAUAUCAUUUUUUUCUCUCUCUCUCUCCCCUUUGUUUGUCCGCUUUUCGCUUGUUUCUCGACAAUCUCGACCCAACUAGCUUCCCGCACAACUAUCAACAUCCGCUUAUGUUUGCGCUAACGUUCCUGUUCAACUGUGACUCCAUACACAUGAGCAUCUUCAUUAGCGGAAGUGUCGAUACGUGCUUCUCCGAGCUAGCGACAAGCGUUACGAUCCACUUUCGGCUCAUCCAACGCCGGUUCCGGACAGUUGACUUUACUGCCAGCACCGCUGAAGACGAGCUGGAAGCGGUCGUGGCGUACCAUAAGGAUGUGCUGCAGCUGUGUCUCGCCAUGACGAACCUUUUCCAGUACACCGUGUUCUACCUGCUGCUGCUAGACUCGGUGCUACUGUGCAUUAUUGGCUAUCAAUUUGUGAUAUUCAUGAACACGCCGCGUGUCCUCAUGCUCGCAUCGAUGGCGUUCGUUAUGGUUUUGCAGGCGGUCAUAUACUGUUACCAUGGUUCCAUGAUGUACGAUGAGAGCUUGAAGGUGGCAGACGCGAUUUAUCAGAGCAAUUGGUAUGAGGCCCGACCGGCCGUACAGAAACGGCUGCGAUUAUGCAUGAUGCGUGCCCAGAAGCCCAUCGUCACCAAAGGCGGCUUCAUGAAGGCAACAUUGCCCACACUCAAGAAGAUUUUAAACUCAACGGGAUCAUACAUCACCAUGCUGCUUUCGUUGGAAGGAGAACAGCAGCAGUAGUAGAAGUCGUGAUAGAAGACAAACACUUUGCCACAGUGUGGGCCAAUUACCUGUCGGCUUGAAGUAACCCAGAAGCACGUUAUUAAGGGGUGGCAAAGCUUGCAUCAUUUAACAACGUAUCGUGCCUCCCUUGCGUACCGUGCGAAGAUGUUGUUGCGCACCUUUAGGGUAGGCAGCUUAAACCAGGCGUGGAGAUAUGCAAACAUUUUGUUACAAAUUAUUGUAACCUGCCUACAUGUUAGUUGCACCGUCAAAAGCUCACUCAUGCUCGUUGUGUUUGCCCACUAUUGCUCACUAAUAAAUGAAGAAUAUAAAUGGCUUUAACUCACUCUCUCGUCAUCGUAACAAAUGAUACAAAUGAGAAAAUUUCCUAUGAUGUUGGUGUGAGUCGUUUAUAGCAUUAUUUCACUGCUGCUAAAUUAUAGCUAAAUAAUGGCAAAUGUCAAUGGAAAUUAGUUCAUUCAUUAGUAACGUUCAGAUGGAACUACAAACAAACACCAACCAGGAGCACAUCAACUGCAGUGCUUGUGUUCAUUACGACCAUGAUUUGCUGUGCUAAAUCAACUUCUAUUUACAAUGUCUUAACAAUAAAACUUCGACGUACCUGUUUUUCGACAAUGGAAAACGAUAGUCACUUUACUGAGCAUCCCCAGCACGGAGAACUAUUUGUUGAUAAAAUCAGUAAAUGAUGACAUCGCUUCGUUACUAAUUUUAGAACUGUUUUUCUACCCGUUUCCUA
This is a messenger RNA of Anopheles funestus (African malaria mosquito), 2800 nucleotides long. RefSeq names its product odorant receptor 82a-like. Bases 1306 to 2061 code for a protein of 251 amino acids. The record is from RefSeq and is a predicted model, not a curated record. Gene Ontology annotation, molecular function: odorant binding; olfactory receptor activity. The transcript has 3 exons. NCBI's taxonomy places the organism in Eukaryota, Metazoa, Arthropoda, Insecta, Diptera, Culicidae. Gene Ontology annotation, cellular component: plasma membrane. Gene Ontology annotation, biological process: detection of chemical stimulus involved in sensory perception of smell; sensory perception of smell.